UUAUCGGAAGAGCUGAUGAUAAGUUAAAGAGGUAACCCAGCAAUGGCACUCGGAAGCCCGGGUGUGGAAGAAACACAUCCCAGUUGAAGGGCGAGAGAGGGAAACGAUUGUGAAGAGAAAGGAAUCCGAUUGAUGGGUAGCAGAAACAUUCCUUGCUUGCAAUUUUGGGCGCCGAUUGGAAUCCCACCUUGGCAUCUCUCUUCAGCAAUGGUUUCUCCACCGGAAUAUAACCAAGAAUUGAGCCCGGAACUGUUUUCUUUCUGGGAGAAAGAAACGGGUGUUUGGGUGUUGUUGUGUUUGGUAGACCAUUAAUAAUGGAGAUGGGGCUGGUUGUGUUGUUGAGAGCGGCAUGGCUUGCCGGGAUGUUGCCUAUGCUCGGCCAAUGGUUGUUCGGUUUUGCCAGGCGAGGAAACACCACGCGUUCACCUUCAAAUAAAUUCACCGUGCCUCUGAAAUUCGUCUCUCAUUUUUAUGCAUUGGCCGUGGUGUGGACAACAUUCUUGCUGAUCACUACCUGGUUUUAUGUAUCUCAAGACGCUUCAUUAUUGGUCUCUCGGCCAUCAUACUCCACUAUACUAAAGUAUUUGACUGGUGGUUCAAAUAUAUUUUCUUUCCACAAGUCUCAUCGGAGCAUGGUCGUGCAUGGAUACGAGGUUUGGCAAUCUAUAAUAUUGCUUUUGUUGAUGGAAAUUCAAGCAUUGAGACGCCUUAUUGAGUCAAUAUAUGGAUUUGAGUAUGGACCCUCUGAUCGGAUGCACAUUUUUGUCUACCUAAGUGGCUUACUUUUCUACACCGCAGCACCACUUUCACUUUGCUGUACAGUGGCUCCAGAGGUCUUUAAAUUUGCAGCAAGCCAGGUUGCUGAGUUCAUUGUGAAAGGAAAGGAUCAUACUCCAGCCUUUGAUUUUGAUUGGUGGGUGUUCGUGAGUCUUUUUAUGAAACUUAAAUGGUACUCAUGGACUGGAGUGGCUACAUUUUUGUGGGGUUGGUAUCAACAGCUCCAAGCCCUCGCAAUUUUUAGCUUCUUGUCAGAGUCCUUUGAACAAGCUGAUUCUUCUUAUGACAAUUGGUUAGAUCUUGUUUUGUCUCCGCACUACGAAACUGAUAUUGUUAUGUAUGCCAGUUUUGUGAUUGUGAGUAGGGGUGCAGACCUCACAAUCUGGUUACUUUUCGGUUUUGUGGCGGCAAGUCUCGCAGCAUACAACAGAAAAAACAGAAGGUUGUAGUAGGAUUGCAAAUGAAUCGAGCCUUUCAUAAGCUAUUCAGUGUUCAAUUAGAUUAAAACUAUUUCGAGUUCAUUCGUCGAAAUAAACGAAUCAAGUUUGAACCUAAAAAGAUCCUGUUUACUUUUUCUUUCUGAUAUUACGUCUGUUCGGGACGACACUGAAGAAAGAUCCUAUAUACAUGGGCAUAUCCAAUCAAGUCGAUUUGGGCAUUGUGAACUUUGAGAGCCAUUUAUUGCAGAAGUUUCAGUGAACUAAGUUCAGAUUUUCAAGCUUUGUUGAGUAGGUCAUAAAGAAGGGCGAUCCAUUUUGGCUGCAAUCCAAUGCUCUAGACAGCAUAGCGCUACCUUGAGUUUUCAGCUGAUUGAUGAAUAAAGUUGCGUUCUCUUUGUUUUUUAA
Molecule: messenger RNA, 1622 nt
Organism: Diospyros lotus (date-plum)
Lineage: Eukaryota; Viridiplantae; Streptophyta; Magnoliopsida; Ericales; Ebenaceae
Product: polyprenol reductase 2-like
Exons: 6
Coding region: 315-1226 (303 amino acids)
Biological process (GO): polyprenol catabolic process; dolichol-linked oligosaccharide biosynthetic process
Cellular component (GO): endoplasmic reticulum
Molecular function (GO): 3-oxo-5-alpha-steroid 4-dehydrogenase activity
Source: RefSeq, a predicted model, not a curated record